Messenger RNA from Protopolystoma xenopodis, 984 nucleotides. Lineage: Eukaryota; Metazoa; Platyhelminthes; Monogenea; Polystomatidea; Polystomatidae. The record is from the annotation of a GenBank genome assembly.
AUGUCGGCAGGUCGUGGCCGAUUGUUCGAGAACGUUGCGUUCCGCUUCUGCCAAUCUCCGUGGCAGGACGCAAGCAAGGUCAGCGCGUCGGUCUCGGGCUUGCAGGACGGCGAGGCGGUUCAACCGACGGGACUCGAGCUCAACUCCUCAACGCACGGUUGGCGCCGUCUCGUCUCUGGCACACCCGAAAGCGAUAGCAACGGGUCAACGUGCCUAGUUUGGGGCUCGCCGACCGGCACAAAGCGGCCCCGACUCAUCCACACGUGUAUGUGUGUGUUUGCGUGUGUGUGUGUGCUUGUGUGUGUAUCCGCUGUCCAGGACAGCCAUUGGCUGGUGAAAAAAGCGCCCGAGUUGCUGGCUUCCGCCGGACUCGGACAAAUGUCGGCUCGACUCACCCUUCGGCUGUUGACUCGCCUCGGCCGGCGGCGAAGAGGUGCCGGGCCUCGAGCCAGGCGUUCAAGCCCCGCUGGGCCUGCUCGGAGGUCUGGGGCUGCCGCUGUGAUUGGCCCAAUCGAGUCUGGUCGUUGGGUCGUCGCGUCGCGUAGCGACGGUUGGGCAAUCUGGACGGCGCGCCGCUUGAAGGCCGGCUGGUCCGAGUCCCGCCCCGUGUCCGAGGCUGUCGGUCGGCGAGGCCUGCGGGCGGCGGAGAUCACCGUCUGCCAGGCAACCGAGACACUUGGCGUCACUGAUUCUCUGACUCACUCAAUCAGUCAAUCAGUCAAUCAGUCAAUCAGUCAAUCGGUUAAUCACAAACUCAACUGUCGUCUUGAUGAGACGCCGAUCGGCUGGCUGGCUGUCCGUCUUUCUACGGGCCUCUGCAUUAUGACACACACCAACACACAACACACACACAUACACACACACACGCACCAACCAGUCAACCUCUCGCCGACAUGUUCGCCCCUUCAUGUAGGUAGGCACAGACAUGUUGGCAUGCCCGGCCGGCCAGGUGCACCAGACUCUCGGUCUGUCUGGCCGGACUGA